UAAGCUUAAGUUAUGCUUAAUAUAUUUGUCUGUGAGAAUGUUCUAUCGUGAAUAUAAUAAGUUCGUUUAUAUUUCCCGAAUAAAAUUAAAAUGAUUGUUGUCAAUAUAGCGCCCUUCUAAUCUAAAUCUAUACGAACCUAACAAAACAAAAUGCCAAUGUCAAGUCAAUACUGUCACGUGCAUGCAUGUUUUGACAAUAAUAUAGAUUUGAUAAAAUCGAUGAAAUCAUAAAAAAUAAAAUUUAUUUAGUAUUUACAAAACUCAAUCGAAGUACAAUACAAUGGACAGAUUUGAAUAUAUAGAUGCCAGAUUAUUUGAAGGUGAAAAUUAUAUCAAACGAGACAAGAAUGUUAAGAUUUACGACGGCGACGAUAAAACACAAUAUGUUGAUGGGGAAGUUGUGUUAACAACUCAUCGUAUACUUUGGGGUAAGCCAGGAGAUAUACCCAGAGGAAAUGUAUGCCUAUCCCUUAAUUUAUACUAUGUAUUCUGUUUAGAAGAGGAAAGCAGUGGUGUUUUUGGUUUGGGUGGGCCCAAACGUAUUAUACUUCAUUUGGGACCAGCUCUUCCAGGAAAAAGACCAGGCCCUGCCGUUGUCAGCCCAUAUCAUUUCAUAAAGCUAUCAUUCAAAGAUGGUAUUGACGCUGCUUUCUAUAAAGCCUUGAGUGAUGCAGUGUCAGCUAAAGCUUGGGAAAGACAAAGCCCUUUAGCUUCACCUGUCAGCUCCACAAGUCCUUACUCUUCUCCAAAACCAUCUGUAGCACCUGUAAAUUCUAAAAUUAGGUCUGGCAUUGUUGGAAUAGAAAGAAGUAUUGAAGAGCAACAUAGGGCUACAGAUGAGAGUAUUACUGUAGCAUUUCAAGAUUUGACAAAGCUCAUGGCAAAGGCAAAAGAUAUGGUUGCUAUUUCAAAAAAUAUAUCAACUAAAAUAAGGGAAAAGCAAGGAGAUAUAUCAGAAGAUGAUACUGUGAGGUUUAAAUCUUACCUGAUGAGUUUGGGUAUUGAUGAUCCAGUGACAAGAGAUGCAUUUAGAUCAGAUUCAGAUUAUUAUUUAGGACUGUCUCAACAAAUUUCUGAUAUGAUGGUAGCAGUAUUGAUGGAAUGUGGUGGCAUAAUGUCAUUAGCAGAUGUUUGGUGUAGGGUGAACAGGGCCAGAGGAUUGGAGCUCAUAUCACCUGAGGACCUCUUGAAUGCAUGCAAGUUAUUGCAGACUAUUGGAGCACCAAUGUCGUUGAGAAAGUUUCCUAGCGGUGCUUGCGUGCUGCAAUUGAACAGCAAUAGAGAUGAAGAAGUAGCUAAGUCCACUAGUGAAUUGCUUGAAGAAAAUGGUUCCCUAACACCAGUGAAGCUGUCCCAGAUAGCAAGUGUAUCUGUCCUGCUCGCGCGGGAACGCCUAUUCACCACCGAGCGCCUUGGUCUCGCUUGUCGAGAUGAAUCUAUUGAGGGCUUAGCGUUCUAUCCUAAUUUAUUUUUAAACCCGCCGGCGUAAUUUUAAUCUGGCAUUGAAUGGGACGAACCCAGGAUCCGUCCUGGCGUAUGGGAACGAGGAGGGCCAACCACAAAUAAUGGGAAGAGGAAAUGAAUGGGAUGGAUUUAUGAAAACUAGAGCAAGUGAUCCUUGGACGUAUUGCUAUUCGCCAUCAAAAUUAUUUUCUCACGACAAUAAUGUGAUAUAAUAUUUUAAAGUUUAGACUUUAAGGAAGUAAUCAGUUAAGUGUUAAGCAUAACAUUGAUUUAUUAAAAGCUUUAACAUCACAUAAGCUUACAGCUGCAUACAAUGUUACACAAUUUUAUCAUACCUUUUGUAAACCAUCUCCCAAAAUAUCACUCUUAUAAGUCAUUUUCGCAUUACAAUAUACCACAUACAUAACUGUAUUAAAAAAUAUUUUAACUUUUCAUCGGAAGUGACGUUGCCAUCAAGUCAACUAAAUUUUAAAUUAUAAAUUAUCUAAAUCUUGUUCCUACUUGUGUUGUAUAAAAAUUGCCAAAUUGAGCUAAGAUUUUAAACCUGUUUAUUUCACCGCGCCACGUCCGAUGCUAAGUCACUCCAAGUUAUACUUAUUGUACAAGUUCAAAGACAACCUCCCCUCAAAUGCUCAAAAGCAUUUUUCUAAAUUCCUUAACAUAUGUAUAAAAGUUACCUAAUAAUUCAAUAAAAUGCAUUUGAGUAUUUUGCCCUUACAACCUUUCAACCAGAAGCCAUUGAAAAUAGGCUUAUAAUAUUUAAAUACAAUAUGUAGCACUUAGCAGUUAUUAGGUGAUUAUAAUUUAGCACUUAUGAAAAACUUAUAAUCUUAAUAUAUAUUAUAAAUAUAUUUAUUUAUAGAUUUUUUGAACUGAGAAAUUUAUUCGUUACUAGUAAAUAUAUGUGGCCGUCCAAAUCAAAAGGGACCUUAUGGCGCCCCGGCACUUACGCAAUUAUGCCGUUGAUUUGUAUUCGAACAAAGGCAAUAAAGACUUAAGUGCCAGCCGCCAUAAGGUCCCUUUUGAUUUGGAUGGUCACAUUUAUGUAGGUACCAUAGACCACUCAACUUGUGUGAGCUGUAGUAGAACUCAUUUACUUUUUUACACAGUUUACAGUUUCUUAUCAAGAAAAGCCUGCCUAUCGGGUAUGUACACAAUGGAAAACGGGUAGAGUUUGUAAAGUGUUGACUUGUUUUUAAUUUUGAUAAAUAAAUACAUACCUAAUUAA
Messenger RNA from Plodia interpunctella (Indianmeal moth), 2692 nucleotides. RefSeq names its product Vacuolar protein sorting 36 (gene Vps36). NCBI's taxonomy places the organism in Eukaryota, Metazoa, Arthropoda, Insecta, Lepidoptera, Pyralidae. The record is from RefSeq and is a predicted model, not a curated record. Gene Ontology annotation, cellular component: ESCRT II complex; late endosome membrane. The transcript has 7 exons. Gene Ontology annotation, biological process: protein transport to vacuole involved in ubiquitin-dependent protein catabolic process via the multivesicular body sorting pathway. The coding region runs from base 281 to 1489 and encodes 402 amino acids. Gene Ontology annotation, molecular function: phosphatidylinositol-3-phosphate binding; ubiquitin binding.